Messenger RNA from Phytophthora sojae, 1590 nucleotides. RefSeq lists its product as hypothetical. The transcript has a single exon. The record is from RefSeq and is a predicted model, not a curated record. Bases 1 to 1590 code for a protein of 529 amino acids. Lineage: Eukaryota; Oomycota; Peronosporomycetes; Peronosporales; Peronosporaceae.
AUGGCAUUGGAAGUUUUGCUGGAGGUGCAAUUGCCUCUGGAGCCUCCGCCCGAGCACAAACAGUUUCUACUGCUCUCCGGGCAAGAGCCUGUGGACACGUUGGAGGCUUUUCGAGUGAGGCACGGCCAGACAACCGCUUGGAGAUACAAUAUGCUGGUGCAGAUCUGCCAGCGACCGCGAGUGGUGUGUCGACGGGAGGUGCCAUUGCUUUACUCGAUGCAGAUCACCUCACCAGGCGGGGGAGUCGUGGGGGAGCUGCAGAUACUGGAGGGCGUUGAGCCGGCGGAUACCGUGCUUGAGUUUGCAUUGCAGCAUGAUAUUGGGCGGGAAGGAAGAGCAACAAUUCUGGAAGCGGUGUGUGCAGUUCCUCGUGUGGUGUGCACGCGGUACAACGCAUUGAUGCACUCAAAGACUGUCAGUGGAGAUGGAGGAGUCGUCAUUGGUAAGCUCGAUAUCUACGACGAUGUGGAGCCCGUGGACCAAAUUUACAAGUUUGUGAAGGACCAUAAGCUGCCGCUGCUUGCGAUGGAGCAGUUGCUCUCCGUAACGUGCUCUGUUAUUGGAGACGCGCAGUGCCAGCGCGCAGUUCCGUUGGUGUACUCGCAGCGCAUUGUAGUGAAGGACGAAAGCACCGGAGAACCUCGUCAGCUUGGGGUCCUGCAAAUUCCGCUUGGACAAGAGCCCGCUGAUGUGGUGCAUAGUUUCGGGCUGAACUACGGGCUGGCCAAGCCGUUCCGGCAAAAUCUAGUCCGUAAGGUGUGCGAUGACACCUACGUGACUUGCAAGCGCCUGAAGCCGAUCGUUUUCUCGUCGCCUGUGGCCGUGGAAAAUGGCACAACAGUGGGUUUUUUAUCGAUUCGAGAGGACGAGGAAUUAACGGAUGCCGUGCACAGGUUCUCGAGACAAACAAACAUUACCCGGGACUUGCAGGUGUCGUUGCUACAAGCUUUGUGUGGAACUCGGGAAGGCAUUCUAUGCACUCGAGGGCAGGCACUUUUGCGAUCAACCCCAGUGAGUGACGGCACUGGCCAAAUUUUAGGCUACGUGAACAUUUACGAGGGUCAAGAACCCGCAGAUGUGGUUUAUCAUUUCGCAGACCAACACAAUUUGGCUCCUGGUGACCGGGAUACGCUGCUAGAAAGUUUGUGCAAUCCUCCCAAAUCGGCGUCCGGUCAAGAAGAGAACGAUGAUGAGGAAGAUGAAGAACCGCUCGCUUGCUCGCGUUACGCGCCUGUAGUGUUUCGAGUGCCCGUGGCAGCGCAAAACGGAUCGCAUCUUGGAAUUCUAGAGGUGCUUGCCAACGAAGAGCCGGCAGAUGCCGUGGCCAGAUUUGGCAACAAACACGAGCUGGGUCCGGAAGAAAAGAAGAGCAUCGUCACUGGUGUGUGCCAAGCCAGUGGUCUCGAAUGCACGCGUGAUGUCGGAAUCCUCUACGAAGCUAAAAAAAACAUAAAAAGUCAAUGCAUCGAUGUAAAGGUUUUGUUUCAAAGCGUUAACCAUAAUUCAUGUUCACGACCCAAACGCAACUUUAUCCUCGAAGCCUACAAGUUGAAGUUGCCAUUUCGCCGAUUGGUCAAUGAUGAUCGCUAA